Messenger RNA from Ceutorhynchus assimilis (cabbage seed weevil), 6915 nucleotides. The record is from the annotation of a GenBank genome assembly. NCBI's taxonomy places the organism in Eukaryota, Metazoa, Arthropoda, Insecta, Coleoptera, Curculionidae.
UUUAUCUUAUCUAACUUGGUUUGAUACCAGUCAAAAAUAGUUUUUACAAAUGAUUUGACUAAUUUUCAAGAAUUUUAUUCGUUUUUUCUAAUACUCAUGAAUAGGUACCUAUUUCUAUUUUAGGAGCUUAAGGAUUUGGAAAUAGACAAAUUAAAUAAUAUCCACAAAUUAUUAUUAUGGUUCUGUUUUUUUUAAAUUUAUUAGUGAUUGUCUCGACAUUUAUUAUUCACACAAAAUGGCUGUUUGGCUCGAAUGAAAACACUAUUUUUUUUUAAAAUUAGUUUAUUUUUGAACUUUACUGAACUUGAACAGCCAUAGUCGCGUUUCUGACGCACCUAGCGACUAAAGACGUCGAACGUUUCAUUACGUAUAAUAGACUCGUUACUGAGUCAGUAAAUGUCAAAAAAUGCUACAAUUAUAGAAAAAACUAUUUAAAUUGAUCCAUAUAUGUCAAACCAUUUGUCAAAAUGAUUUCCGACUGGUAUUCAACCUGGAUUUGAAGAGCAAUAAGCACAUUUUUCAUACACCACCCAAGAGUUUACGCAACAUAUUGUAAUUCCUCUAAACUUUGUUCAAUUAUGACUCAAAUUUUAAUUCAGUAUUAUUUUCUAUAAGCAAUAAAUCGGAACUUAUUCUAAGUACAUACUCAUAAUCUUUUGGCAUGAAAUUUCGGAAAUUAUUUUUUUUCCAAUUAUGGCUGGAGAUAAGUAUAGACAGUUAUUAAGAGAAGUUAUCUUUAUUUAAAGUACAAAUCCGAUAGUGUGAAAAUAUACAGUGUGGGGCAUUAAAAAAAAGCAACAUAACUUUGAGUCAUUACUACUUAUUGAAGAAUAAUUUAAAAAUGAAGUACUAGUUUCUUAAUAACUUUUUUCGAUCUCUAUUGUUAAACGAGAUAUGGACCACCGCGCGCUCAAUGAGUCAACCUGUAAUCUGUAUACAUAUAUUGAUUUUGCCUAGAUUAUUGUAAAUAAAAUAUAAUAGACCGUCAGAUAGUGACAUAUUUAGGUGCCCCAUUUUCGCAUUCAAGCCUCGAAGAGGGUUGAAAAGUACAUCGAUUUUGAGUAGGUUUAAUGUAUUUUUAGGAGUGGCUCCUGGGGAUAACAUAUGGAAAAUUCGAUUUAACUUAUGUUACUCUUAAAUGUACUUUUCCAUUAGCGACACUCAAGAAAAUAUGUUUUCCUGCUACCAAAGUUGUACAUUUUAAUCCUUCCAAUGGGCUUGUGUGGAAAAAUCUCGAUUUUUCCUCACAAAGUUUCGCCCUUAUUUCAAACCUUUAGCCACCUGCAACCCCCCCUUAUUUGUUUUUACGAAGCCAGGUUUUAUUAAUUAAUCCUUUGGCUAACGCGGCUUGCGAAAAAAUAUGGACAAUAGGACGUCUUUCAUUUCUGUUACGGAAAAUCGAAUUUUCCAUACGUUAUCCCUCGCGUUAUCCCCAGGAGCCAUUCGUAAAAAUACCUUCAUCCUACUCAAAAUCGAUGUACUUGUCAACCCUCUUCGAGGCUUGUAUGCGAAAAUGGGGCACCUAAAUAUGAAACUAUCUGACGGUCUAUAAAUAUAAAAGGGAAGUUCAGCAGUCUUUUAGUCAUCCCAACAAACCUUAACAACAAUAAUUUUUUUGUCCAACAUCCCACAAACAUGCAAAUUAUUGAUAUAAUUAGAUUGUGUCCUUCCAAAAGUCUUUCAAAUGUGGGAUUUUUUUACAGUUCAGUGUGAAAAAAGUGCCAUAGCUGGGUUUGGACACAUGGACUCGGAACAUCUUUCAAGUCAGAAAAUGUCGCAACAAAUUGUAGAGUCUUCUUCAAAAAAUACAUCAAAAAUCAGUGAUUCAGAUGCUGAUUUAAUUGGAGAAAACAAAAAUCCCUCACAAGAAAUUUUGUCUGUCUCAUCUGCAAAGAUUUCUAUGGACUCGUCACCAAAAACAUGUCCUCGAAAGAAAAAAAAAACAGUCAGUGCGGGAGCCACAAAAAGAUCCCUCAAAUUGAAAGGACAGGCAAAGAAACAGCCAAUAAAAACUAGGCACAUGAAAAUUGGUAACCCCAAACUUUCUGGAAGUACUACCAAAGAGAAUUUAUCAAAAAGGGAUUUGAGAACGGAAAAAGCACCACAGAAAACUAUAGUGAAAUGUUUGAAGUCAUCUCUAAAAAAUAUUCCAUUUACUUCCAAAAUCAGAUCACAGAAAAGAUACUUGAAAAGUAAAUCUCUAGAAGAUGAUACUCUCAGUAGUGAAGAAGGAUCUUCUGAGAUUGUAUCUUCGAAAAAAGUUCUAAAAUCAUCGGAAGAAAUUGUUUCUGAUGAUAAAGCACUCACCCCUGGAAACCUAACACAUCUCAAGUCUAGAGAACAUGAAAGGAAAGUACGAAAAACACUUGAGAAAGCUGAAAAAAUGUAUCAAGAAACUGCUAGAACUAAGGAGUCGGCAUCCACUUCAAAAAAAAAAUUAACGAAGAAACAAUCAUCAAAAACAAUUAAUUCAAAUGAUGUGACUCCUAAAAAAAAAUCUCGAAGAAAAUAUCGUAACAAGAAGAAAAACCCUGAAACAAAAUCCGAAUCCGAGACAUUUCCACCGGAAGCGCUAGUGCGAAAAAUGCGAGAAAGCGAAGCAAAUUUACCCAAACAAUCAGAAUCAUUCAAAAAAUACGGAGUGGAGAUUCCCACAGUUCAAGAAAUUUUAGCCUCACGAAAGAAGUUUGAGACUUAUCGCGCCCUAGUUGAUAAAGCUAAAAUUAUACCGCUUUUGCCUAACCCCUUCAUUAACUCACCAAAGGCACCAGUUAAACCACCAAUCAAGUUAUUAGAUUGCAAACAUGUAAGUUUAGAGGAAAUUAACGAGCAAUUCAUUGAAAACAAAACAACUUUACUAAACAUAAAGAAUGGAACACAAUAUUCAGAGAAACACCAGCACUUUCACAAAACAAAUUCAAACAUGCCGCCAUACAACCCCAGCAACCUGGUGUUUUCUUAUCCGCAAAUAAAUUGUAUGGCGAAUUUAAUACGAGAAGAAUUUGAUCCUGAGGAAAGGCACCUGAGGUAUACUUUUGGGGUGCUUAUUCCAGAACUAUGCUUAUUGAUAUUCAUGCAUACGCAUAAAAUGAAUAAAGAGGAAACUGUCAAGUAUUUGGACGAACGUCCCAUUGAAGAGUCGGACACAUCUUCAACAGUUUCUAUGGACUUGACACCAAAAACACCAACAAACAAUAAGUCCAAUACUUCAAAAAUCAGAUCGCGAAAAAGAGACUCGGAAAAUAAAUCUUCAGAAGACGAUAGUGAAACACCUGAAGAAGGUUCUUUCAAGGACAUAACCUCGAAGAAGGUCCUGAAAUCAUCAGAAAUAAUUGAUUUGGAUGGUUGUACUCAUUCACUCACGUCUGAAAACAUAAUGCAUCUCAAGUCUGUUGAACAUGACAACAAAACACGACGAACACCUAAGAAAGUUAGAAGAAUGUUUCAAGAAACUGACACAUCUCCACCAAAAGCACCAACUGAAAAUCCUUGCGUUUCUAAGACCACCGACAAAAAGCACGUAUCAAAAACCCGAAAAAGGCGUAAGAAGACUGCUUAAACUAUACCGCUUUUGCUCAAUCAGUUCAUUAACGCACUUAUAGAACCAGUUAAUUGAGUUUUUGAAUUAGUUUUAGUUAGUUGUUGAGCAGCUUGAAUAUUUUGAAGUAAAAACUCCGCGUUUAAUGUGAUAAUCAAUCAAUAGUCCGAAGAUAUCAGAUAUCACCUUUGGUACUCAAAUCAAAAUAAAAUCAGAAUUUUUCAUAACGGAGUUUAAAAUUAUGUUUUCAACAUUAAAUGAUGCGCAGAGCACACUAGCGCACAGAAAUUUGUUGACAGAAUAGUAGGCUUUCUCAUAUACCUAUUAUUUUCUUGCCCUCUGUACAAAACCUUUUAGCACUGUCAAUCUGUGUGAUGGCAGUUUAUAAAAAUAUUCAAGCUGUUGCAGGAUAAGUUAGUUUAUUUUUGUUUCAAAGUAUUAUUUUUGUUUUUGUUCCACUAUUUAUUUGCUUAUUAGAUUUUAUGAGUGCAACUUGUGUUAAAUUUGAACCAUGAUUAAAAUCCUAACGAGUGUUAACCUAUGUCAACCGGUUUAAGUAUGUCUAAGUUUAGUAGAGGAUCAAUUUAAAAUUUGUCCACAAUAGGGUACCUACUUGCAUGAAAAAUUAAAUAGAUUAUUGUUUAUUGUCCAAAUACGAUUAUUCCGAAAGUUAUACAAAUAUUGUUUUGUUAUAGAUAUCCUGAGCAUGUGCGACGUCAUAAAGUAUUAUAAGUUAUGACGUCAUAAGCACAUUUCAAAGCGUUUCUCUUCGCCAAUUUUUGACUAACAAGAAAAAGAAAAAACACGUUUUGACUUAUUUUCACUGACUAACGAAAUCAGCAAUAAAAAAACUGAUACAAGGGGCCUAUUGGCCCUAAAAUUCAUUUAUCUAUAACUGUUUCAAAAAGAAUAAUCAAAUGUAAAAUGAUGCAGUAGGUACUACAUCUUGUGCGAGGUAGAAAAAUUCACCCAUUGUGGGAAAGAAUAUAAAAAUAGCCAGCUUCUAUGACCAACGUCAAAUAUAUAUAUAAAAAAAAGCUGGUAAUUAUUGGAAUUUUGUAGAGGAAGCCCCAAUAUAGGGUGGUGAAAAUUUGACGUUUUGUAGAGGAAGCCCCAAUAUAGGGUGGUGAAAAUUUGAUGUUGCCUUUUCAGGAUUUUAAUUUUUAAUGUGUUUACAUUUUUAGAGUACAUAGUUAUUUUUGAUUUAAUGAGUAAUGAGUAGGUGUAGUGUUAGUUAGUUGAUGAGCAGCUUGAAUAUUUUGAAGUGAAAAAUCUGCUUUUGAUGUGAUCACCAAUUAACUGAAGUUGUGUAGUCCAAAGAUAUCACUGACAAACCUAUAGACUUUGGAACUCAAACCAAAAUUAAAAUCGUAAUUUUUCAGAACGAAGUUCAAAAUUAAGUUUUCGAUGCUUUAAGGUGCUCAGAGAGUAUUAGGGCACAGAAAUUUUUUAACAGGUAAACUUUCUCAAGUACUAUUUUCUUUCCGUCUGUAUCAAACCUUUUAGCACUGUCAAUCUGUGUGAUGUCAGUUUACAAACAUAUUCAAGCUGUUGCAUAAUAAAUUAGUUUAUUUUUGUUUCAAAGUUUUAUUUAUGUUUUCACUCCAAGUCACUAUUUGUUUAUUGGAUUUUAUGUGUGUUUGUUAUAUUUGAACCAUAAUUAAAAUCCUAAUAAGCAUUCGUUGCUUUUUCAGGAUUUUAUUUUUUAAUGUGUUUAAAUUUUUAGGAUAGUUAUUUUUGAUUUAAUGAGUAUAGUUAGUUAGUAGUACCUACAUCAAACUCUGCUCUUGAUGUGAUCACGAAUCAAAUGCAGUUUUAUAUUCCAAAGAUAUCACUGACAAACCUAUAGACUUUGGAACUCAAACCAAAAUUGAGAUCUAAAAAAGUUCAAAAUCAAGUUUACAAAGACUUCAAAGAACAUUAUCACACAUAAAUUCGUCCACAGAAUAGUAGGCUUUCAAAACUGUACAAAACAUUUUAGCACUGUCAAUUUGUGUGAUGACAGUUAAUAAGCUGUUAGUUUAUUUAUGUUUCAAAGUAUUAUUUUUGUUCCUCACUAUUUAUUUGUUUAUUAGACUUUUAUUGAAAUUUUUGUUAAAUUUGAGCCAUGAUUAAAAUUAACAAGCGUUGACCUUAGUCAAGCAGUUCUUUUGUAUUUUUGAGUUUACUAGAGGAUCGAUUUAAAAUUUGAGCACAAUUUGACCCCAACUUAAAUAUAUCCCUAACCGUUUCAAUGCAGAAUAAUCAAAUGUAAAAUAAUGCAACUGUUGGCGUUACAUCUUGGUGUGACGUAGGUAGCUAAAUACUCCCAUUGUGGGAAUGAUGGCCAGCUUGGUUUCAAUUGUGGUCAAAAUUUAACGUCGGUGCUUUUUCAGGAUUUUAUUUUUAAUUUGUUUAAAUUUCAAAACUAGCCGUUUUUAUUUAUUCGGUAUUAUGUAAAAACAGUCAAUAUAUUCUUUAAAUCGAGGUUUAAAUUUGAUCCACACGCGUAAAUAUAUUUUUUAUAAUUUAUGUUGUUCAUACUGCGAAUUAGGAAAUUCCUUGCCCCACUGUCCAUCUACUCGAUAAUGCGUUAUUUUUUUCAGCAAAGACCAAGGGCAUAUCCAGCUCAAAGCAAAAGAGGGGGCAGCUUUCUGAAUUCCAUCGUCUAUGACGCCUACGUUUUGAUAGCCUUUUUAAGGACAGGGGAGGAUGCGUAAAAUAAUACAUAAUAACAAAAGGGAUAUACCCAAGGUUGUGCGAGAGAGGUAGGUUGCCUGAUAACUUUUAUGACGUCAUCUGGGGUGCCUCAACAUCCAGCAAAUCUCCAUAAGGCACUCCAGAUGCGUCAUCAAGUUACUCAUUACCAGACAACCUUAUUAAAUUUUAGAACCUUGUGAUAUACCUACCUUUUAUUGGAGAAAACUGAAUUUCUGGGUAACAGUUUACCUGGAUUGCUUGCAAACUUGCUAACUACAUCUUCCACCAAUAGGCCACUUUCACGUGCCGGGAAUAUGGCAAAUUAUGAUAUUUAUUGAUGCAGAUACUUGAAUGCAACCGAGAAUUAAUAAUAUUUUGUAGAUUUCAGUCAGAUUAUUAAAUAAAUUAAUAAAAGAAAAUGAAAAAUUUAAACAAAAAAUUACUGAAAAUGCUGUCUCAUUGGCGAAAGCCGAUAUUCAUCAACUAAAUGAACGCUCGAUAGUGCUGGUGGUGCAUAUGGUUUUGAAAGUUAUGAAAGUAGUAUCAUAAGAGCUUUUCUAAUUGUCGGAAAAACCAAUUCACUUUUUUUUUAAACCUCAGUAAUGUCUGGUGUUUUCUGUAGUUACAGGAUUCCACAUUUUAAACCAUAAUUCACUUUCUCCUCCAAUACCUUCUAAUUUGUAGAAAGUUACACAACG